AUGGUGGAGUCCGGAGUUUUGAGCCACCAGGAGAAACGGGAGGGGACGAACAGCUGCGGAGUACCCAGGGCACCCCCAAAACGGAACCCCCACUUCCACCCCUACGCAAGGACGGAGACCGGUGGCAGCGACCAGCUGGGAGUCCGCCGGGAAAGGGUUAACAUCCUCGGCCGUAUUGAGCUGAGGAGAAGCUGCCGAGCGGCCCCCGAAGGCUCGGGACGGAGCGGGCACGGCCGCCCUCCGUUCACAAAGAGCAUUUACCAAGGUGGCAUCGUCAAUGCCACCCCCCAUUCAGCAGAGCCCGGCCUUGGCCUCCAGAAACCCCGGCCUUGCGUAAUCCCCCGCCCCCCCCACCCGUGGCCCCGCGCCUCCCAGGCCCCACGCGGCGUACUCACCAGCCCUUGGUGGGGGUUUCCCUCUCUUCCCCGCAGGUUCCUGCACUUGGCCAUCAUCCAUGAAGAGAAGUCACUGACCAUGGAAGUGAUCCGCCAGGUGAAGGGAGACCUGGCUUUCCUCAACUUCCAGAACAAUCUGCAGCAGACUCCACUCCACUUGGCUGUGAUCACCAACCAGCCAGAAAUUGCUGAGGCGCUUCUGGGAGCUGGCUGUGAUCCUGAGCUGCGAGACUUUCGAGGAAAUACUCCUCUCCACCUUGCCUGUGAGCAGGGUUGCCUGGCCAGUGUGGGAGUCCUCACGCAGACCUGCACCACACAGCAUCUUCACUCCAUCCUGCAAGCCACAAACUACAAUGGCCACACGUGUCUGCACUUAGCAUCUAUCCAUGGCUACCUGGGCAUUGUGGAACAUCUGGUGUCUUUGGGUGCUGAUGUGAAUGCUCAGGAGCCCUGUAAUGGCCGGACAGCCCUCCACCUUGCAGUAGACCUGCAGAAUCCGGAUCUGGUGUCACUCUUGCUCAAGUGUGGGGCUGAUGUCAAUAGAGUUACUUACCAAGGAUAUUCCCCGUACCAACUCACUUGGGGCCGACCAAGCACACGGAUACAGCAGCAGCUGGGUCAGCUGACCCCUGAAAAUCUCCAGAUGCUACCAGAGAGCGAGGAUGAGGAGAGCUAUGACACGGAGUCAGAGUUCACAGAAGAUGAGCUGCCUUACGAUGACUGUGUGUUUGGAGGCCAGCGUCUGACGUUAUGAACAGAAAAUGUCAAAAAAAA
This is a messenger RNA of Dipodomys ordii (Ord's kangaroo rat), 1169 nucleotides long. RefSeq names its product nuclear factor of kappa light polypeptide gene enhancer in B-cells inhibitor, alpha (gene Nfkbia). NCBI's taxonomy places the organism in Eukaryota, Metazoa, Chordata, Mammalia, Rodentia, Heteromyidae. The transcript has 8 exons. Gene Ontology annotation, molecular function: protein binding. The record is from RefSeq and is a predicted model, not a curated record. Bases 1 to 1149 code for a protein of 382 amino acids.